This is a messenger RNA of Thlaspi arvense, 984 nucleotides long. The record is from the annotation of a GenBank genome assembly. NCBI's taxonomy places the organism in Eukaryota, Viridiplantae, Streptophyta, Magnoliopsida, Brassicales, Brassicaceae.
AUGGGCCACAUUAAUCCAAUGAUCCAACUCGCUAAACGCUUAUCCAGAAAGGGACUCACAAGCUCUCUCAUCAUCGCCUCCAACAACCACCGUGAACCUUACACCUCCGACGACUACUCCAUCACCGUCCAAACCAUCCACGACGGUUUCCUUCCACACGAACAUCCUCUCACCAAGAUCAAAGAGCCUAAACGUUUUUACGACUCUACUACUCGUAGCCUCACUGAUUUCCUCUCUAGGGAGAAGUUAUCGGCUAAUCCUCCAAAAGCUCUGAUCUAUGACCCAUUUCUUCCCUUUGCAUUGGACGUAGCCAAAGAGUUUGGUCUAUACGUAGUGGCCUAUUUCACUCAACCAUGGCUGGCUAGUCUUAUUUACUACCACAUCAACGAAGGCACCUACGAUGUUCCCGUAGAUAAACACGAGAACCCGAUUCUUGCAUCGUUUCCGGCUUUCCCAUUGUUAAGCCAAAAUGAUAUGCCUUCGUUCGCCUGCGAGAAAGGAUCUUACCCUCUAAUAUACGACAUUGUGGUUAACCAAUUCUCUAACUUGCGGCGAGCUGAUUGCAUUAUCUGCAACACUUUUGAUCAACUUGAACCUAAGGUAGUGAAAUGGAUGGAUGAUCAGUGGCCGGUGAAGAACAUUGGACCGGUGGUUCCGUCCAAGUUCUUGGAUAACCGGUUACCGGAAGACAAAGAUUACGACCUCGGGGAGUUCAAGACAGAGCCGGACGAGUCUGUUUUGGGGUGGUUGGCAAAUAAACCGGCGAAGUCGGUGGUUUACGUGGCGUUCGGGACAUUGGUGGCUUUGAGUGAGGAGCAGAUGAAGGAAACCGCAAUGGCGAUUAAACAAACCGGAUACAAUUUCUUGUGGUCUGUUCGAGAUUCCGAGAGAAGCAAGUUACCAUCUGGCUUUGUGGAAGAAGCUCUGGAGAAAGACUGUGGAUUGGUGGCUAAGUGGGUUCCUCAGCUAGAGAUUUUAUUGUAA